UACAUGCAUAUAUAUAUGCGUUUGCAGAGGAUAAUUCCUCCCAUCGUCGUAGUAAGAAUGAGCGAGUCUCCGAGUCAGAGACGGAGGGUUCACCAGGCUACUGAGUCUUCCCAGUCCGGGAUUUUCAAUGAGCGUAUUCUCGUCCUUGUCUUCGAGUCUUUAAAAUGGGAUAUUCGAGAUCUUUGCGCGACUGCGUCUGUUAACCAUAAACUUCGCGCCGUCUCGAAACGACUUCUCUGGAGGGAGCUAUGCGUGUAUCGCGCACCUCGAAUGAUAGCUACAUUGAUGGAUGGUGUGCCUAACAGCCGAAUUUGCGGCGGAUGGCAGUCGAUGGCGAAAUUACUAUUUUUCUGUUGCGGAUGUGAGUCGACUCGGUGUAUUAGACUGAGUCAACCCUUGCACGGUCAUUUCAUGAAGGAGUCCCGGUUUUCGAAGACUUCGGGUCAGAGCUUUUUGACGAAGAAAUGCAGAGGAGAUGUGCUAUAUUUGAGCGACCCGUGUGAGCAUCCAGCAAGGGGCAAAGAGUACGAUUUAGGUAUUUAUAGAGGGGUAUUUCGGGAAUUUAAGAAGUCGAGGACCCGGGAGUGUUUGAUAAACCGCCGGGUGGAGUUUGAGGAGAAAAUCCGAUGUCCUUAUUGUGGGACUCGGGUCUGGAGUAUGACAGCAGCUCGGCUUGUUCCCAAGAAGAGUGCGGCUAGGAGACUCGGCUCGCACGAUGAGGGAUUAGAGUAUUUCGUGUGCCUGAAUGGGCACUUGCACGGGACAUGUUUGCUGGUGCCACUAUCUUCCGAUGAAGAUGAAGCUGCUGAUGAUGAGAGUGGUGAUGAUUUGGACGGUCAGUAGACCGUAAUGUAUCUAUAUGUCAUCGGAAUUGGCUGGCUUAGGUACUCCGCCGCAUGGAAUUUACAGAUUUUUCUUUCUUGUACGGUCAGUGAUUCCACGUAUUGAUAUGGAGUCAUUUUCCUGUUGUAAAUUUGAUGCACCAUUGUGUCUGUAUAUUUUUUGCAUUGAUGGAGAUUAGUAACAUUUAGUGUAAGAUAAUGUUAUUAGUUUAUUACUUUUAAUUCAUUAAUGGAGACUUAGUCACAAAUUCAAGUA
Molecule: messenger RNA, 1098 nt
Organism: Olea europaea var. sylvestris
Lineage: Eukaryota; Viridiplantae; Streptophyta; Magnoliopsida; Lamiales; Oleaceae
Product: EID1-like F-box protein 3
Exons: 2
Coding region: 4-843 (279 amino acids)
Source: RefSeq, a predicted model, not a curated record